CUCUCUCUCCAUCCUGGAUGUCAAACUGUACGGUGGAGUCCUGCACAGUUGAGACCAGCGAUGGAGUCAAGCUCAGCACUUGGCUCUUCAGGCCCAGAGAAGAAGAAGACAACAAGGAGGGUAGCCCUGUGGUGGUUCUGGUGCACCCAUACUCCGUCCUUGGCGGCUGCCAAGGCCUGUUGAGAGGAAUAGCAGCUGGGUUGGCAGACAGCGGUUAUAAAGCUUUGACCUUUGACAUGAGAGGGGUUGGGAGGUCAACAGGGAGGGCUUCUCUCACUGGGUUUGCAGAAAUUAAGGAUGUGAUUUCUGUGUGCAAAUGGGUUUGUGAGAAUCUGUCUGCUGACAGGAUUUUGUUGGUGGGUUCUUCUGCAGGUGCUCCAAUUGCAGGCUCCGCAGUAGAUCAGAUAGAACAAGUCGUGGGCUAUGUUAGUCUGGGGUAUCCUUUCGGCAUGCUUGCCUCAAUCCUUUUCGGGAGACACCAAAAGCCGUACUACGAUCCACAAAACCCUCCAGCACGUCGGCAAGUGCUGCAAGAACUUCGCUGGGAUGCAGCUGACAAAUGCAGUGAUCGGGCCAAGCGUGGUGGAGGCGAUCGUGACAUUCGUGCCCAACCUAAGCUUUCUGUCUCUGAGGAGGUCGCAGAUCCCGAGGGAGUUGAUGGUGAUGCUGCUCAAGGAGAUGAAGAACCUGGUGCUGUUGGACGUGAGGGAGUGUGUCGGGUUCAACCAGCAGGACGAGGAGAUUUUGCGGCUGGCUUCGGAGAUUCCUACGUUUCUGUGUCAGGGGGCGAGGAUUUGUUCCCAGGAGCACCUGUUGCGUAUGUCGGAUGGGUCAUUGGUUCAUGUCAUUGCCCUGGAUUAGUUAGCGAGAUUGUGUAACAGUUCUACCGACCAA
Pyrus x bretschneideri (Chinese white pear) is the source of this 894-nucleotide messenger RNA. RefSeq lists its product as uncharacterized. Gene Ontology annotation, molecular function: hydrolase activity. The record is from RefSeq and is a predicted model, not a curated record. The transcript has a single exon. Bases 18 to 878 code for a protein of 286 amino acids. NCBI's taxonomy places the organism in Eukaryota, Viridiplantae, Streptophyta, Magnoliopsida, Rosales, Rosaceae.